AAUAUUUAGUAUUUCUAGUUCCAACCGAAUAAAAAACUACAGCUCUGAGAGACCCUUGGCAAUUAAGAUUUAGUUGCAUUAUCUGAUGCUGUGUUCAAGUCUGGUUUUGACAAUAAGUAUUUGUUCUCACACACAUCACUGUCCUUUGAAAUAUCGAAUUUGUUGACAGCAUUAAGACACAAAACAAAACAGUAAGGCUUUCUCUAAACACAAAAGUAGUACAAAUUUGACUAUACUUACAAGACCCCCUUAGUGCAGAUACAGUUAUAGCAGUAUGAAAGUGCCUUAUACCAGUAUAACAUUCCUAUACAGGAUGGGGAAUGAGCUCUACUGUAUUACACACCUUUGUACAGUAUAUCUGUGUCCACCUUAGGGGUUGUACUGGUACAACUAUAGCUGUAAAAAGCUCACUCCCUCAACCAAUAUAGUUAUACCAGUACAACACUUUUGUGUAAUCCAGGACUGAGCCUUUAACGUGUUACAUUAUUAAAGUUGUCAUGAGCGGUUGUGGCAUAGCUUCAUCAGAUAAGCAAUUCUGAAACUAUCAAAACAACAGCAAGAUAAGCAAAAUACAUGCUAAAAAUAGUUGGCCUUUUAAAAUGUGUAAUUUGUACCAUGUACUUUACCCUCUCGCAUGAGUAUAAAAAUCCAUGAGAAGAGCACAAGCUAUUACGGAAAGAACCAUGAAGGCCUUUCUUCUGCUAGCAGCCAUUGGAUUUUGUUCAGCGCAAUAUAAGCCAAAUACAAAGCCUGGGAAGACGUCUAUUGUCCACCUGUUUGAAUGGCGUUGGGCUGACAUUGCUCUUGAAUGUGAACGGUAUUUAGCACCCAAUGGAUUUGGUGGAGUUCAGAUAUCUCCUCCAAAUGAAAAUAUUGUCAUUACUAACCCGUGGAGACCAUGGUGGGAAAGAUACCAGCCAAUCAGCUACAAUCUAUGUACACGAUCUGGAUAUUAUGAUGAAUUUAAAGACAUGGUGACCAGAUGCAACAAUGUUGGAGUUCAUAUUUAUGUGGAUGCUGUAGUCAACCACAUGUGUGGAUCUGGUGCUGGCUUUGGUAAUAGUUCUACUUGUGGAAGCUAUUUCAAUGCAGAGACCAGAGAUUUUCCUGCUGUGCCAUACUCAGCCUGGGACUUUAACGAUGGUAAAUGUAAAACUGGAAGUGGAGAAAUUGAAAAUUACCAUGAUGUGACUCAGGUCCGUGACUGUCGCCUUGUCAGUCUUCUUGAUCUUGCCCUGGAGAAGGACUAUGUGCGCUCGAAAGUUUCUGAAUACAUGAACGAACUUAUUGAUAUUGGUGUGGCAGGCUUCAGAAUUGAUGCUUCCAAGCAUAUGUGGCCUGGGGACAUGACGACAUUUUUAGACAAACUGAAAAAUCUAACUACACCAUGGUUUUCCAAAGGAUCGAGACCUUUCAUUUACCAGGAGGUAAUUGACUUGGGUGGAGAGCCAAUUAAAAGCAGUGACUACUUCGGAAAUGGCCGAGUGACUGAAUUCAAAUAUGGUGCCAAACUGGGUACAGUGAUCCGCAAAUGGAAUGGAGAAAAGAUGGCCUAUUUAAAGAACUGGGGAGAAGGCUGGGGUUUCAUGCCCUCUGACAGAGCCCUUGUCUUUGUGGAUAAUCAUGACACCCAAAGGGGACAUGGUGCUGGGGGAGCUUCUGUUCUAACCUUCUGGGAUUCCAGACUAUAUAAAAUGGCACUUGGCUUUAUGCUUGCUCAUCCUUAUGGAUUUACACGUGUUAUGUCAAGUUACCGUUGGCCAAGAUAUUUUGAGAAUGGAAAGGACAUUAAUGAUUGGGUGGGACCACCAAGCUCUGAGGAUGGAUCAACCAAACCUGUUACAAUUAAUCCAGACUCCACUUGUGGCAACGACUGGGUCUGUGAACAUAGAUGGCGUCAAAUAAAGAACAUGGUUAUUUUCCGUAAUGUGGCUGAUGACCAGCCUUUCUCAAACUGGUGGGACAAUGACAGCAAUCAAGUGGCUUUUGGGCGUGGUAAUAGAGGAUUCAUCGUCUUUAAUAAUGAUGACUGGAGCUUGAAUGUGAAUUUGCAAACGGGCCUUCCUGCUGGAAUUUACUGUGAUGUUAUUUCUGGGCAAAAGGAAGGUGACCGCUGUACAGGAAUACAGGUGCAGGUUGUAGGUGACGGCACUGCUAACUUCCAGAUUAGUAACCAGGCUGAAGAUCCUUUCAUUGCAAUUCACGUUGAUGCUACAUUGUAAUCCAUGCAAGAAUGAAUGAUUCUCUGUAUAACAUCUCUAGCAAGGAAUAAACUGUCUUGGCACAAAA
This is a messenger RNA of Mauremys mutica (yellowpond turtle), 2289 nucleotides long. RefSeq names its product pancreatic alpha-amylase-like. Bases 651 to 2222 code for a protein of 523 amino acids. Gene Ontology annotation, biological process: carbohydrate metabolic process. The transcript has 10 exons. The record is from RefSeq and is a predicted model, not a curated record. Lineage: Eukaryota; Metazoa; Chordata; Testudines; Geoemydidae. Gene Ontology annotation, molecular function: alpha-amylase activity; cation binding.